AUGCAUGAUAGCACCAAGACGUGUGAUGGAUAUCCGGAAGGAGCUUUCCAAACCGCUGUAACCGGAAAUGAGGGAAAUAUCUUUCCAGAAGCUUGUCCGCUGCCUUCUUCUGCAUCCGGAUGUUUUCCGCCAGACCAAACCCCCCAGGAUUCCGUCAUCCAGCAGAUGUCUGCCUCAUUUGGUUUCCAUCGGCCUGCGUAUAUAAAAAGACUUCCCCCACAACUCCAAGACAACGAUCUUCGAUUGCUUCAAGCAAAUGGAGCUCUCAACAUCCCACAUGACGCCCUACGCGACAACUUAAUAAAGGGAUAUAUGCUUUACAUACACCCGUACAUGCCAGUCCUGGACACGGAGUGUUUCCUGCAAGCUAUUUUCCACCAGGACAACACCAAUUUAGUCAGCCUUCUCUUAUUCCAAGCAGUCAUGUUCGCCGGUGCAGCAUUUGCCGACUGGCAACAUCUACGUGCCGCCGGAUUUUCGACGAGGAGAGAGGCCCGGAAAAGCUUCUACGAACGAGCUAAGAUGUUGUAUUUUAUGGGCUCGGAGAACGAUCAAUUAUCGCUUGUCCAAGCUUUUCUCCUUUUAUCUCUUUGGUCGGAGUGUGUCGAUGACCCCGAGGGCCCGAAGUACUGGAUUGGGGUCUGUCUGGAAGUGGCGCACACCAUGGGGCUCAAUAGAGACCCAAGAAGGUAUUGCAAUAAUAUAAAAUACCAACGACUAUGUAAGCGUAUCUGGUGGAGUAUAUACGUUCGGGAAAAACAGAUUGAGCUUGGCUUUCGACAACAGGCUACAAUCGUGGUCACGGAGUGCGACGUGCCACUCCUUGAGUGGGAAGACUUUAACUAUGGCAGCUUUUCUUCCCAGGUGCUACAUGCCCUUUGUGGCCUCAGAGCUACCUAUAAUUCAGGGAAUCAGCGCAAGUUGGCAGCGCUGUUCAUCGAGCAAACCAAACUCUCAAUCUGUAUAGGUGAUAUCCUCGCCGCACAGUACACUGCUGGUGCUCAACCAAUUGGUGGAACUGGCAAACUGACGUUAUUACCAAAGAGAACCACAAUCGAUGAGGACGAGGUUCGAAGAUGCGACCAGCUCCUGCAGAGGUGGUUUGACAAUAUCCCAGACGAUAUCCGCCACAAGCCAUCACCCAGUAGUUGUUCACUAACUGAAGGAGAUCGAAUUGUUUACCUCCAUUCUGCGGUGCUAAAACUGAUGUAUCUUGCCGCUUCCAGCACCCUCCAUCGCCCCAUAGUGACUUCCCAUAAGUCACAAUUCAGCUCUGAUACUAUGGCGCUCUCUCUCUCUAGAGUCUGCCCUGCAGGCUCUAGGAUUGCAACUAUCUGCAAAGACCUUUAUGACAUUGGCCUGACGCGAUACCUGUCCACAACAGCAACCACCUUCUUGCUUCCUGCAAUGACCACUCUUAUCAUGAAUAUGCAGUCGAAAGGACCCGAUCUAUACUUGGAGCACUUCCAUCACUGCAAGCAAAUACUUCUCCAGCUGCAAGACACAUACCCACUUGCUGAAGAAGCUCUCAAUCUUGUUAACUUUGCAGCGAGGGAAGCAGGGGUACAAAUUCAAACUCCCCCAAAAGAUCUUUCACAGCACCCUUUCUAA
Messenger RNA from Aspergillus bombycis, 1611 nucleotides. Its product is annotated as fungal specific transcription factor domain-containing protein. Gene Ontology annotation, molecular function: zinc ion binding; DNA binding. The coding region runs from base 1 to 1611 and encodes 536 amino acids. Gene Ontology annotation, biological process: DNA-templated transcription. NCBI's taxonomy places the organism in Eukaryota, Fungi, Ascomycota, Eurotiomycetes, Eurotiales, Aspergillaceae. The record is from RefSeq and is a predicted model, not a curated record. The transcript is spliced from 2 exons.